GAUUAUUAGUUAUAUGAAUUGUAUUGCAAAACAUUGAAUAAUCGCAACAAACAAUGAAAACCAAAAUCAUAAUCCUUUUGGACGAGUCGUUAAGUAUGAGAAAGAAGAGGAAUGAAGUGAUCGGAGGUUUCAAUGCAUUUCUAAGGGAACAGAAGCGCCUGAAGUGCGAUACCUCUCACCUCUAUUUAAUCAAAUUCAAUACAAAUGUCAAUAUUGUAUAUUCAGGUAUUAACGUGACAGACGUGCCUGAGCUGAAGCCAUCCCUAUACAGCCCGUGCGGACGGACCGCACUAUUUGACGCCAUAUCUGAAGGAAUACAUAUCGCAGAGGAAGACGCCGAUGACAUCGAGAACGAGAAAGUGAUUUGUGUUAUCAUAACGGAUGGCGAAGAGAACUGCUCCAAAGACACCACCAAAGAGCAGAUCCGGCGGUUCAUAGCCCAGUACGAGGCGAAGGGGAACUGGGCCUUCGUCUAUAUCGGCAAAAACCCCGAGCGCUGGACCAAAGAGGUCGGUAUGGCCUCAUCG
Oppiella nova is the source of this 527-nucleotide messenger RNA. Lineage: Eukaryota; Metazoa; Arthropoda; Arachnida; Sarcoptiformes; Oppiidae. The record is from the annotation of a GenBank genome assembly.